Molecule: messenger RNA, 1983 nt
Organism: Arabis nemorensis
Lineage: Eukaryota; Viridiplantae; Streptophyta; Magnoliopsida; Brassicales; Brassicaceae
Source: the annotation of a GenBank genome assembly
AUGACAUUGCAGCAUGCUAAGAGAUUCAUCUUCGAGGUUGAGCCUGCUAAGGAAUCCUCCGAUGGAAAACCUUCUGUUGGUCCUGUCUAUCGUAGUACUUUCGCCAAAGACGGAUUCCCUAACCCGAUCCACGGUAUCGAUAGCUGUUGGGAUAUUUUCCGCACGGCUGUUGAGAAAUAUCCAAACAAUCGAAUGUUGGGUCAACGUGAGAUUGCGAACGGGAAGGCAGGAAACUACAUUUGGAAAUCAUACAAAGAAGUAUAUGACAUUGUCAUAAAACUCGGAAACUCUCUCCGUAGCUGCGGGAUUGAAGAGGGAGGAAAAUGUGGCAUCUUUGGUGCAAAUUGUCCUGAGUGGAUCAUAAGCAUGGAGGCUUGCAAUGCACAUGGUCUCUAUUGUGUCCCUUUAUACGAUACAUUAGGCGCUGGUGCCGUGGAAUUCAUUAUUUCUCAUGCAGAGGUUUCAAUUGCUUUUGUGGAGGAGAAGAAGAUCCCUGAGCUUUUUAAGACAUGUCCAAACUCCACAAAAUAUAUGAAGACUGUUGUGAGCUUUGGUGGUGUUAAAUCAGAACAGAAAGAAGAAGCUGAAAAGUUAGGAUUGAUAAUCCAUUCUUGGGAUGAGUUCUUGAAGCUGGGUGAAGGUAAGCAAUAUGAUCUUCCUGUUAAAAAGAAAAGCGACAUAUGCACGAUUAUGUAUACUAGCGGAACCACUGGUGAUCCAAAGGGAGUUUUGAUUUCAAACGAAAGCAUUGUUACUAUAACUAGUGGGGUGAUGCAUUUCCUAGAGAGUGUAAACGAAUCCUUGUCUGAGAAGGAUGUAUACAUUUCUUAUCUUCCUCUUGCGCAUGUCUUUGACCGUGCUAUCGAAGAGUGUAUUAUUCAUGUAGGUGGUUCGAUUGGUUUUUGGCGCGGGGAUGUGAAAUUGUUGAUUGAAGACCUUGGUGAGCUAAAACCAAGUAUUUUUUGCGCUGUUCCUCGUGUUCUAGAUCGAGUAUACACAGGGCUGCAGCAGAAACUAUCUGUGGGAGGUUUUUUCAAAAAGAAGGUUUUCGAUGUUGCUUUUUCCUAUAAAUUUGGAAAUAUGAAGAAAGGACAGUCUCAUGCGGCGGCCUCUCCAUUCUGUGACAAACUUGUCUUCAACAAGGUUAAACAAGGGCUCGGAGGCAAUGUGAGGAUUAUUCUAUCUGGAGCGGCUCCUCUCGCUAGUCACAUAGAGUCAUUUCUAAGAGUUGUGGCAUGUUGUCAUGUUCUACAAGGAUAUGGUCUAACCGAGAGCUGUGCUGGAACUUUCGUCACGUUCCCUGACGAAUUGGACAUGCUUGGAACAGUUGGUCCACCUGUUCCAAACGUCGAUAUACGCCUCGAAUCUGUCCCGGACAUGGAAUAUGAUGCUCUUGGAAGUACUCCGCGUGGCGAAAUCUGCAUCCGUGGAAAAACUCUGUUUUCAGGGUACUACAAACGUGAAGACCUCACAAAAGAGGUUCUUAUUGAUGGAUGGUUACACACAGGUGAUGUUGGAGAAUGGCAACCAGAUGGAAGCAUGAAGAUAAUUGACCGGAAAAAGAACAUCUUCAAACUCGCGCAAGGAGAGUACGUUGCAGUUGAGAAUUUAGAAAACGUCUACGGUCAAGUAGAAACCAUUGAUUCAAUAUGGGUAUAUGGAAACAGCUUCGAGUCCUUCCUUAUCGCAGUCGCUAACCCGACCCAACAAACUCUUGAACGCUGGGCCGUGGAGAACGGACUGAAUGGAGACUUCAACUCCAUCUGUCAGAAUGCAAAGGCAAAAGCAUUCAUACUUGGAGAACUCUUGAAGGGUUUUGAGGUCAUUAAAGCUGUUCAUUUGGAACCGGUAGCCUUCGACAUUGAAAGAGACCUUCUUACUCCAACCUACAAAAACAAGAGGCCUCAAUUGCUAAAAUACUAUCAGAAUGUGAUUGAUGAAAUGUACAAGACUGCAAAGGAAGGUCAAGCUCCUGGACGGUAG